AGGGGAUUGUCUUUCUCCAUAGUAGAGACAGGCUGGUCAUUUGCCAAUUCGCUGUACCGGACGGAGUUGAAACUCAUGGCGAAGAAGCGCGUAUCAUACUUCUACCACCGUACGUGGACGACCCCAAGGCCGUAGAGCAAUCUACUAAUCAAUACAUUGAGCAGCGGAGGUGGGCCACUUUUACUAUGGCCCGGGACACCCUAUGAAGCCCCAUCGGAUGAAGCUAGCGCAUUACCUGGUUGUCAACUACGACCUGUACCAGAAGAUGGACGUCUUUGUACGGCAGAACUGAAGAACUGGACGUGACGAAUGAAAACUAAAGGGCUUUACCUUGAUGUAGGAGCCGCACUGGGCGUCUGCGGACGAGAUGAAGGUGUUCCACGCGCCAGACUACAUUGAGUUCCUACAACGAGUGAGUCCGGCGAAUCAACGGGACAUGGCGAUGGACAUGACGAAAUAUAACUUUGGAGAGACGAGCGACACGGAUUGCCCCGUGUUUGACGGCGUGUUCGACUUUUGCCAAAUCUACACUGGAGGAACUCUAGAUGCGGUGGUGCGUCUGAACUUCGGACUGUGCGAUAUUGCGAUCAACUGGUCUGGAGGCCUCCACCACGCGAAGAAGGCUUCAGGGUCGGGAUUUUGCUACGUGAAUGACAUCGUGCUGGGUAUUCUAGAGCUGCUCAAAUACCACCCUCGUGUGCUGUAUAUCGACAUCGACGCACACCAUGGUGACGGCGUGGAGGAAGCCUUCUACGUCACAGACCGCGUGAUGACGGUAUCGUUCCACAAAUAUGGCGACUACUUUCCAGGCACCGGUGAUAUUAAGGAUAUUGGUGCGAAGAAUGGGAAAUAUUACGCCGUGAACUUCCCACUACACAGUGGAAUGGACGACGACAGCUACGAAAGUAUAUUCAAACCGGUGAUUGAGAAAGUGAUGGAGACUUUUUGUCCCUCUGCAGUGGUGCUUCAGUGUGGUGCAGACUCACUGACAGGCGAUCGUCUCGGCUGCUUCAACGUAACUACACGAGGCCAUGGCGAGUGCGUCCGCUUCGUGAAAGGCUUCGGUCUUCCGAUGCUUGUGUUGGGCGGUGGUGGCUAUAGAAUUCGCAAUGUUUCCCGUGCGUGGGCCUACGAGACGUCCGUUCUGGUGAACCAGGACGUAUCCAACAAUAUUCCGUACAACGACUACUUUGAGUUCUACUCGCCAGAUUUCAAACUGCAUCUGGUCCCCGACAAAGAUCUCAAGAACGACAACACUAGGGAGUAUCUGGAAACCCACAAGAUCAAAAUCUUUGAGAAUCUACGCUCACUUACAGGCGCUCCAAGCGUGCAGAUGCAUCAACCGCCCCCUGUCCGGAUGCUGCGAGAGGAAGACGAAGAUGCAGUCGACCCAGAUCUUAGAUCUGAAAACGACGGGAAACACCAGCACGAGGCGGAAUUUUAUCACGACGAACACGACCAAGACAACAAUGAAGUACCCGAAGCACCAGACGUUGUCCCCAUGGACGUCGACAACUAAAAACAUAAUGAACGUGAACUUAAGUUUUGAGGUGUAAACUUCUCGCCAUGGAUUGGUGUGGGAUAUCUGCUUCAAGAUGUGCCAUACAAAAGUUA
Molecule: messenger RNA, 1614 nt
Organism: Phytophthora nicotianae INRA-310
Lineage: Eukaryota; Oomycota; Peronosporomycetes; Peronosporales; Peronosporaceae
Exons: 6
Coding region: 368-1519 (383 amino acids)
Molecular function (GO): histone deacetylase activity
Source: RefSeq, a predicted model, not a curated record